Molecule: messenger RNA, 684 nt
Organism: Venustampulla echinocandica
Lineage: Eukaryota; Fungi; Ascomycota; Leotiomycetes; Helotiales; Pleuroascaceae
Exons: 7
Coding region: 1-684 (227 amino acids)
Source: RefSeq, a predicted model, not a curated record
AUGAACCUCCCGAAGCUUGCAUUCCUGGUAGGCGCAGCAUGUCUCAACAUUGCAAAUGCUCAAGUGACUUCUGAUACAUUAUGGUUCCUACCCGGAGUCCCAAUUACCAGAUACGCAGCCACAGUGGUAGUACCAGCUGUAUCACCAGGUCCCGGUUAUCACGCAGUCUGGCCAGGUCUAGAGAACAACAACGCCGGGUUUGUGUAUCAGAGCGUGAUCAGCGACUCGAAGGGGGUGGGCUCAUGGCAAUUCUGGGUUGAGUAUUGCUGCAAUCCGGACUAUAAGGCCAAUUCUAUCAAAGUUUACCCUGGCGAUACCAUCACCAGUGUUUUUACCGUAGAUGGCGGUGGCAUUUGGACUGACGCAUGGUCUCUCGUUCCUGGUGCUACCGGCCUGGCAGCUGGGCAAAAGGCACAGAGUGGUUCAACAUCUAACAAUUUUGAUUCCCAAGGCGCUUUAACACAAGCUGUGCUCGCCAUCGAGUUACAAAAGGGUGGAAAGUGGGACUUUGGCCCGAUCCAAUGGAGCAACAUAGCUAUCACGGCCUCGACAACUACCUCCUGGUGCGCUGACAGCUACGCCGUCAUGCCUGAAUUCCAAUAUUCCAUCUCAGGCGGAACUUCCUCGACAUCCGGAGGCUCCACCACCUGUUCAUACCCAAGCGUACUCUUCAAGAGCCCUUGA